AUGAUAACAUUAACACACCCUUUCUCCCUCGCCCUCCGCACAAUGUGGCCCCCCUCCCUCCUCGCCGCAAUCUUUACCCUCUUCAUAACCCCCCUCCAAACCGUCUUCUAUCGCGCAGACCUCUCCAUGGCGUACCACGUCUUCGCCGCCGCCUCAAUCUACUUCUCUCUCACACUCAACGCUGCCAUCGUAAUGACGCCCCUCAGAAGCAAGUUUCAAGAGAUCAAGAGGAACGACGAAGUCUUCUCGCAGAUAGGUACCUUCAAUCGCUGGCUCGUCGAGGGCUACCUCCACAGCUUCUUCCUCUUCCCCAACCUCUUCGGCCCCAUCAUUGCAUGCUGGAUUAUCUUCCCUGACAAUAGGUACUUCGAUAACCUCGCCCAUCUCUACGGUUUCGUCGUUGGGAUUCCACAUCGCCGUGCACCUACGUCGCGACUCGUAUGGGCGGUGUCGGAUUACAUCCCCCGACACCCCUGCGAAUCAACCCAGAAGUUUCUCCUUGCUCUACACGUCUGUCUCGAAGAGCUCCCUGAUACGACCGUGGCUGCCAUCGAUCGCAAGUUGCUUUGCACUGAGUGGGUGUUCCUUCAACUUGUCGUUGGCUUUGCUUUCACCAGUCUAGUUUGCAUGCUCUAUACCAUGGUCGUCGAGGCAUUUCGUCUGUACCUCCAACGUCUCGUCGUCUAUCUAACCGCAGAAAUUCUAUUAUACGUUGGGGAUUUCGGUCUUGUGGUUAGGCAGAGUGUCUGGGAGGAUAUGAACUUGUAA
Colletotrichum godetiae is the source of this 768-nucleotide messenger RNA. RefSeq lists its product as uncharacterized. The transcript has 4 exons. Bases 1 to 768 code for a protein of 255 amino acids. The record is from RefSeq and is a predicted model, not a curated record. NCBI's taxonomy places the organism in Eukaryota, Fungi, Ascomycota, Sordariomycetes, Glomerellales, Glomerellaceae.